Molecule: messenger RNA, 3621 nt
Organism: Telopea speciosissima
Lineage: Eukaryota; Viridiplantae; Streptophyta; Magnoliopsida; Proteales; Proteaceae
Product: phytosulfokine receptor 1-like
Exons: 2
Coding region: 343-3402 (1019 amino acids)
Biological process (GO): protein phosphorylation
Molecular function (GO): protein kinase activity; protein binding; ATP binding
Source: RefSeq, a predicted model, not a curated record
CUCUUCAUGCAGACAAAUGCGAAGUGGAGAAGCCUUAAUCAAAGUUUCAGGGUCCCAAAAAACGGUUAGAAGUCAAAAGACAAUGCCUUUUCUGUAUUUGUCUCUAAUUUUUUUAUCAAUCUUUUCGAGCGAUUUGUCUUUCCUUUGAUUUUCCAUUUUACUUUUCUUCUUGUUUAGGUUGUUUGUUCUUCUAAUCUCUGAUGAACAUAUAAAAAAUCAUAAAACCCAGACCAGAAAUCCAAAGAGCUGAAAUGGGUUUUACAGGAAUGAGUUCUAAUUCUGAAAAAGGUGCCCGUUAAUGUAUUACUCUUAAAAGGGUUUCUUAAGGGACUGUUUUUCGAGAUGGGUGUUGGUGACUUCUGGUUUGUUAUCGUCUUCAUUGGUUUCUGCUUCCAAGUUCUGGUCUUGAAUUCUCAGAACGUGACUUGCAACUCUAAAGACCUCAGAGCGUUGGAGGAUUUCUUGAAAGGCUUGGAAUCAGGGAUUAGUGGGUGGGGAAGUGAUGUUUCUUCUGAUUGCUGUAAUUGGACUGGCGUCAAUUGCUCUUCUUCAGCUGUGGGAGUAGAGAAUUCUACUGAUUCGGGCAAAAGGGUAGUUGGAUUGGAGCUUGGGGAGAAAAAAUUGAAAGGGAAUUUGUCUGAAUCCUUGGUUGGUCUGGAUCAGCUGAGAUUCCUGAAUCUCUCUCACAAUAUCUUCAAAGGUACUGUUCCUUCCAAUCUGUUUCAUUUACAGAACUUGCAAGUCCUUGACUUAAGCUAUAAUUAUUUCUCCGGCUUGCUUCCUCUUGAAAGUGAUCUACCCGCACUUGAGUAUCUUGACAUUUCAGAGAAUCUAUUUGAGGGUGCCAUUGAUACUGGCAUCUGUAAUAACUCAACCCAAAUUCGAGUUCUUAAUCUCUCCAUGAACUAUUUCGUUGGAAAAUUUCCUCUUCGUUUUGGUAAUUGUAGUUCGUUACAACAUCUUUGUCUCAAUUCGAAUUAUCUCUACGGAAGUUUGCCUGAGGAUUUAUUUUUGCUAUCAAAGUUGAGGAAGUUGUAUCUUCAGGAUAACAGGAUUUCUGGGUCUCUGAGUGAUAUGAUCGGUAAUUUGACAAACCUCAUCGAAUUGGAUAUCUCCUUCAAUAACUUCUCUGGACCAAUCCCAGAUGUUUUCAGUCGCCUUCCAAAACUCAAACGCUUUUUAGCCUAUUCAAAUGAAUUUGUUGGUGGUUUACCCAUUUCCUUGUCAAAUUCUUCAACCCUCGUCUUGCUUAAUCUGAGGAACAAUUCGUUAGGUGGUUUAUUCAAUCUUAAUUGCUCAGCCAUGACUUCUCUCACCUCCCUGGAUGUUGGUUCUAACCAGUUCCAUGGCCCCAUUCUUGACAUUCUCUCCUCCUGUAAAGAACUAAGAACUAUAAAUCUUGCCCGGAACUAUAUUAACAACCAAAUCCCCGAGAGCUUCAAGAACCUCCAUGUACUAUCUUCCCUUUCACUCUCGAAUACUAGUCUCCAGAAUCUUUCAGCUGCUUUUGGGAUUCUACAACAAUUCAGGAAUCUUACAACUCUGGUUCUUACGUUGAAUUUCCAUAAGGAAGAAAUGCCUUCAGAUACAAGCUUCCACUUCCCCCACCUGAACACCCUAAUUAUUCCAAACUGUGGUCUCAGAGGUUCAAUUCCGACAUGGUUGAGUAACUGCACCAAGUUGCAGCUUUUGGAUCUCUCUUGGAAUCAGUUGAAUGGAACCAUUCCGAACUGGUUGGGUGAGCUGAAGUUUCUCUUUUAUUUGGAUUUGUCAAAUAACUCUCUUUCUGGAGUAAUCCCUAAAAGCUUGACUUCACUGGAGAGCCUCAUCAGCCGCAAAAUCUUGUUUGAAGAGCCCUCACCCAACUUUCCAUUUUUCAUGAAACGGAACCAAACAGGAACGGCAUUGCAGUAUAAUCAGAUUGGUAGCUUCCCUCCUUCCUUGGACCUGAGCAAUAACAUGCUCACUGGACCAAUUUGGCUGGACUUUGGAAACCUGAAGAAACUCCUUGUUUUGGAUCUGAAAGGGAACUUUCUGUCUGGAGAUAUUCCCAGUGAGUUAUCAAUGAUGAAAAACUUGGAGACUUUGGAUUUGUCACAUAAUACUCUGUCAGGAACCAUACCUGAUUCCUUGGUCAAUCUCAGCUUUCUUUCAAAGUUCAGUGUUGCUUACAAUCAACUAUCUGGGAGGAUACCGUCAGGAGGUCAGUUCCUGACCUUCCCAAAUUCAAGCUUUGAAGGGAACAAAGAUCUAUGUGAACGCUCUGCCCCUUGUACUGCUGAUCAGAAUCCUUCUGAAAAACCCCCCAAACAAGCGAUGAACAAAAGGAUUAUUGUUGGAAUGGCUGUUGGGAUUUUCUUGGGUUCAAUUUUCCUUAUUGUUCUUGUGGUUUUGAUAAUUUCAAGGCCACGCCGUAAGACAAGGAAUGACCCCGAAAAAGAAUGCAUUGAUGCCACUAGUAAAGACUUGGAGCAAUUGGGAUCAAGACUGCUUGUUCUGUUCCACAAGGAGAGUAUUAAAGAGCUCUCUGUUGAUGACCUGUUAAAAUCCACCAAUAACUUUGACCAAGCAAACAUUAUUGGAUGUGGCGGCUUUGGUCUUGUCUAUGAAGCUACUCUUCCAGAUGGGAAGAAGGUUGCAAUCAAACGGCUCUCUGAUGACGACUGUGGUCAGAUGGAAAGGGAAUUCCAAGCUGAAGUUGAAGCACUCUCAAGAGCUCAGCAUGAAAACCUUGUCCUCCUUCAAGGUUAUUGCAUGUAUGGAAAUGAUAGACUAUUAAUCUACUCAUACAUGAAAAAUGGGAGCCUGGACUACUGGUUGCAUGAGAAGCUUGAUGGAGCUUCCUCACUAGAUUGGGAGACUAGGCUUCGAAUAGCACAAGGGGCAGCAAGGGGAUUGGCCUACUUACACCAAUCAUGUCAGCCCCAUAUCCUACACCGGGAUAUCAAGUCAAGUAACAUCCUGCUAGAUGAAAACUUUGAAGCCCAUUUGGCCGAUUUUGGACUUGCUAGACUUAUUCUUCCUUAUGACACUCAUGUGACCACUGACCUAGUUGGAACAUUGGGCUACAUCCCUCCGGAGUAUGGUCAAGCUUCUGUGGCCACAUAUAAGGGCGAUGUAUAUAGUUUUGGAGUUGUUCUCUUGGAGCUACUUACAGGGAAGAGACCUGUGGAUAUGUGCAAACCAGAAGGGUGCCGGGAUUUGAUCUCAUGGGUGCUUCAGAUGAAGAAGGAGAAGAGGGAAAGUGAAGUGUUUGAUCCAUUCAUCCAUGACAAGCAAAAUGAUAAGGAAAUGUUACGGGUUCUUGAGAUAGCCUGCCUUAGCUUGGAUGAAUCGCCUAAACUGAGGCCUUCCACCCAGCAGCUAGUUUUGUGGCUGGAUGAUGUUGAUUUCAAUGGCUGACUGGCUUGUCUAAGGGAGGCAAGAAGUUCCAUCUUCCCACUUUCAAGUAGGCUUCCUUAUUCAUGGAGAUUGUACAUACUUUUCUAUGUUCUUAAAUUUUCAGAAGUUUAUGUUCUUUUCCUAACAUGAGGGAGAGCCGUGUAACAAAAGCAACACAUCCAGCUUCUCAGAAUAUGUAAGUUUUAAUCAAUAAAUAUUUUUACUUGUAUAGAAGAGUAA